AUGCGUUUUUCUGCGGUGUUAUGUGAUGAGACUUCUGUUGAAUCGUUCUCAAGUGAGUUUUUUAAAUAAAUAAUAGAAAACAUUAUUCACUGUUCUAGAAUUUAUUGGCGCCACUUCAAAAUUAGGACGAAAACGUUGCUGUAUCCGGAUUCAAAAUGAUGGUUUUUCUAAACUUUUUUUUUCUUUCAAAAGUUUUCUUUAAGGACUUUGUUUUAUGAGCUGCGAAAAACUGCAAGAUGGCGGUUGCUGGUUCUGCAUUUUCCUGCCCAGAACCGGUCAGAUGUUCAGACAAUAUGUAAGCAAAUAAUAUUAUUUUUGAAGAUGGAAAAUAAUUUCAGGACUUUUCCGGGUUCAAUGAUAGGGUAGAAGAGCAAAAUUUGAUUUAUCUGGAAGCUAACGUGGACAAUUUCGUGAAGGUCUUGAAGGGAAACCUGUGCUAUUUGAAACUGAAGCUGACGAGGACUCCGGCGCCGGUAAAAAUUAAAAAGUUUUCAUUGGUUCAAGGCCUAAAAAUACUGAAAAAAUCUCUUCGUUUUGAGACCUUUUUGUAAUUUUCCUAUGCUCCCUUGAACACUCUAGCAAGCAUUUUUGAACAGAAUUAUUCAUUAAAUAAACAAAAUUACUAUAUUUUUAGGACCAAGACCCAAUUAUUCGUAUAGAGGUCCGAUCUGUGGAUUCUGACAUAAUCCGUCACGAAGUUCCGAUCAAGAUAAUCAUGUCCAGACAUUGGAGCCAGUACGAAAAGCCUUCCUUGGGAAGAAGAAAGGUUAAGAAAAAUAGGAAAACUCGAAAAUAACAAUUUUAGAUGAGCAUCUACCUUCCCCCGCCGAAAUCUCUAUACAAAGUCCUUCAAACUUAUAAAAACUUGAAUGCUACUGUCAUUGUGAGCAAAACCUGGAAAAUUUGAUAGUUGAAGAAAUUAAAGGCUUUUAAUGCGAGCAGCGGAGGCGACUUAAGAUUGGAAGGAACUAUGGAUCAAGGCGAAAUCGACGUGCUUUUCAAUGAUUUGUCGAAUGACGCUGCAGGUUUCUAUCAGAAAUUGUGGAAUUUUGUUCAAAAAAAUCCGGAAAAUUUUCGUAAAACGUUUUUUCGAAUAUUUUUAAACCCCUGCUUACAUUUGAAAAAAAUAAAUUUCGUGUUUAAUGGAAAAAUUUUCAACAAAAUUAUCUCAGUUUUUUAUGCCGUGUUCAAUUUGAUUCCGCGAAAUGCAAAAGGAUCUCUGACUCUCCUAAAUUUAGUGAUCUCUUUCUUUCUCUAACGGGUUUUUUGUAUUUCGCGGAAUCAAAUUGAACACGGCAUUAAUACUUCUUUAGGUUUUCCGACUUUUUAAAAUUUUCCUAUUUUCAGUUUUUAUCAAGACUUUUGCGCUUUCGGCAAGGAAUUUUGUACAACUAUCAGAUUUUUAUCAAAUUCCUCUCUUUCGCCACCGUUUUUCCUACUGAUAACGGAAAUUUUAUUUGCAGAAACCGAUUCGCAAGAAGAUUGGGCGAGGGUGAAAUUGAUGCUCAAAACCGUUUUUCCACUCUUUCAAAGCUUCUUUUUCUGCAAUUCUCGCGUCAAAUUGAGUUAGUAGUUUGAAAAUGAACAGGUUUUUGAUAAAAGGAAGUUUUAGACAUAAUUUCGAACCAAAUGGCCGAAUUCAGUAUGCGAAGCGACGACCAUCAAUUGUGUUUUAUCGUUGGGAACGUUACGGAAUGA
Caenorhabditis auriculariae is the source of this 1698-nucleotide messenger RNA. The record is from the annotation of a GenBank genome assembly. Lineage: Eukaryota; Metazoa; Nematoda; Chromadorea; Rhabditida; Rhabditidae.